Molecule: messenger RNA, 792 nt
Organism: Penicillium lagena
Lineage: Eukaryota; Fungi; Ascomycota; Eurotiomycetes; Eurotiales; Aspergillaceae
Product: class I SAM-dependent methyltransferase
Exons: 2
Coding region: 1-792 (263 amino acids)
Source: RefSeq, a predicted model, not a curated record
AUGAAGGUAAUUAACCAAUGUCUAGAACGACUAGGACAACAUCUGCAAAAACCAUUAAGGAUCUUAGACCUAGGAGGAGGCACCGGCCGAUACGCUGUCGAGCUUGCGCGAAAUGGCCAUUCUGUUACUCUCGUCGAUAUAUCGCAGUCAGAGCUCGACAUCGCAAAGUCCUUCGCUACCGAGUCUGGCGUAAACAUAGAUGCCUUUGUCCAGGCUGAUGCGCAAGCCAUACAACUACAUCCAGAUCAGGACGAUCCUGAAGCAGUUUUCGCCAAGUCAUCAUAUGAUUUGAUCCUCUGCCAGGGUCCAAUGUAUCACCUUCUUGAAGAGUCUGAACGUUCCAAAGUCCUUUGCACCUGCACCGCCCUACUCCGUCCCGGAGGAUUUCUUCUCGUCGCAUUUGUCACUCAAUAUGCGCAUCUAAGAGACAUUGCUCAACGGGACCCAGCGCGUCUUGCGACGGAGUACUCCAGCUUUUACAGAGAGUAUCUCUUGUCAGGCAAUUAUACAAGAAACGCAUCUAGUGCAAUGCACCAUACGCAUGUCAGCGAGAUUAAGGAGCUUUUUAGAAUGGUUGAUGGGCUCUGCGCAGCUCAGCAAGCAGUGGGAAUUUCUUUAAACAGGAUUGUGCCUUGCGAAGGGUUUCUGGGCGGAGGUUUAUCCUCAAAGCUGGUGACCUUGCCACAAAAAGACUACGAGCUUUGGGUGGAUGUUGUGAUGCAGUUUACGGAUGAUGAAGCACUACUGGGGAAUGCGGACCAUUUGCUGGCAGUCGCUGAGAAAAAACAAUAG